GUCCACAUUCAACAAAGAUUAAAAAAGGAGCCACGUGGUGUUUUAGCUGCAAAACAUAAUCAGACAGGCAGGGAAACAAGAGAGCGAGAGAGAAAGAGACCAAAACGAUGUCACUCACCUUCUCCGUCUCCUCUCUUCAUCCUCUCUACAAUUACAAACCCAUCUCCACCACCACUCUCCCUCCGAAACCUCGAUUUCUGUCCAUCAAAUCUUCUUUAGACGACGAAACCCAAAAACAAACCUCUUGGGUCAGCCCAGACUGGCUAACGUCCCUCACUCGCUCCUUAUCCUUAGGCCGAAACGAUGAUUCAGGGAUUCCCAUUGCCAGUGCUAAGCUUGAAGAUGUGUCUGAUCUUUUAGGUGGUGCUUUGUUUCUCCCUUUGUUUAAAUGGAUGAAUGAUUAUGGGCCUAUUUACCGUCUCGCUGCUGGCCCUAGAAAUUUCGUUAUAGUUAGUGACCCUGCUAUUGCUAAACAUGUUUUAAAAAAUUAUGGUAUUAAGUAUGCCAAAGGCCUUGUUGCUGAAGUCUCUGAGUUUCUCUUCGGCUCCGGUUUUGCUAUCGCCGAGGGCCCACUUUGGACUGCAAGGCGCAGGGCAGUGGUGCCUUCACUGCACAGGAAGUAUUUGUCAGUGAUAGUUGAAAGGGUGUUUUGCAAAUGUGCAGAAAGGUUGGUGGAGAAGUUACAAGCAGAUGCAUUGAAUGGCAAUGCUGUAAAUAUGGAAGAGAAGUUUUCUCAAUUGACACUUGAUGUCAUUGGUCUUUCAGUAUUCAACUACAAUUUUGAUUCAUUAACUACUGAUAGUCCUGUUAUUGAUGCUGUUUACACUGCAUUGAAAGAGGCAGAGGCUCGUUCCACUGACCUUUUGCCAUAUUGGAAGAUUGACGCUUUGUGUAAGAUUAUACCGAGGCAAAUAAAAGCGGCAAAGGCGGUUAUGGUUAUUAGGCAAACUGUUGAGGAACUUAUUGAGAAAUGCAAAAAGAUUGUGGAAAUUGAGGGUGAGAAAAUAAAUGAGGAGGAAUACGUGAACGACAAUGAUCCGAGCAUUCUCCGGUUUUUGCUUGCCAGCAGGGAAGAGGUUUCAAGUGUACAGUUACGAGAUGACCUACUGUCAAUGUUAGUUGCUGGCCAUGAGACAACUGGUUCAGUAUUGACUUGGACUUUGUAUCUCCUGAGUAAGGAUUCUUCUGCACUGAUGAAAGCACAAGAAGAGGUUGACCGAGUACUACAGGGAAGGCCUCCUACAUAUGAUGAUAUAAAGGAUCUAAAGUAUUUGACACGCUGCAUAAAUGAGUCCCUACGUCUCUACCCACAUCCUCCUGUCUUGAUAAGAAGAGCCCAAGUUGCUGAUGUGCUUCCUGGUAAUUAUAAGGUUAAUGCUGGACAAGAUAUAAUGAUUUCAGUGUACAAUAUUCAUCACUCCUCCAAGGUCUGGGAGAGAGCAGAAGAGUUUGUGCCAGAGAGAUUUGGCUUGGAUGGCCCAGUGCCUAAUGAAUCAAACACAGAUUUUAGGUUCAUUCCUUUCAGUGGAGGACCCCGUAAAUGCGUUGGUGACCAGUUUGCUUUACUUGAAGCCAUUGUUGCACUUGCAAUCUUUCUACAGAAAAUUAACUUUGAGCUGGUUCCUGAUCAGAACAUUCGCAUGACCACUGGAGCAACAAUACACACUACAGAUGGCCUGUACAUGAAACUCAGCCAAAGAGACUUAAAUGUCUUUGCUUCAUCUUCUUCUGGAGGUAGCCGUUGUAAUCUUUGAUAACUAAGCAUCUUGAAUGGUCAUUCUCUGAGAUAAAAAUGAGGCAUCUCAAGUUUUCCAUAAACCAUGUUGCUGUGGUUUUGGUAAGCUGCUUUCUGGGAUAACGAAGUAUUCUGAUCUUGACUUUGAACUAUAUGUCUAAAUUAAUACAAUGGUAUGAAUGCAUCAUGAAUGAGCUUGCUGUAAUAACUUCGUUUUUAACCUGAACCAACUCUUAGCAU
Messenger RNA from Populus euphratica (Euphrates poplar), 1975 nucleotides. RefSeq names its product Cytochrome P450 superfamily protein (gene LUT1). Gene Ontology annotation, molecular function: carotene epsilon hydroxylase activity; heme binding; iron ion binding. Gene Ontology annotation, biological process: carotenoid biosynthetic process. The record is from RefSeq and is a predicted model, not a curated record. Bases 108 to 1754 code for a protein of 548 amino acids. NCBI's taxonomy places the organism in Eukaryota, Viridiplantae, Streptophyta, Magnoliopsida, Malpighiales, Salicaceae. The transcript has 10 exons. Gene Ontology annotation, cellular component: chloroplast.